Penicillium angulare is the source of this 1461-nucleotide messenger RNA. RefSeq lists its product as uncharacterized. Lineage: Eukaryota; Fungi; Ascomycota; Eurotiomycetes; Eurotiales; Aspergillaceae. Gene Ontology annotation, cellular component: membrane. The transcript has 12 exons. Gene Ontology annotation, biological process: carbohydrate transport; transmembrane transport. The record is from RefSeq and is a predicted model, not a curated record. Bases 1 to 1461 code for a protein of 486 amino acids. Gene Ontology annotation, molecular function: carbohydrate:proton symporter activity.
AUGGCGCUGUGGUACUCUCUGGGCAUUGCGUUUUUCGCUGCGAUCGGCACCUUCUUGUUUGGGUUCGACACUGGAAUCGCAACGACGACAAUUGCGCAUCAAAGCUGGAUCGAUUAUAUGGAUAACCCUUCAAAGGGUCUCACAGGAGCAGUGGUAGCAGUUUAUAUUGCUGGCGAGGCGGUCGGCGCUUUAACACAAACCUUCAUCGGCGACAAGCUCGGACGAAUUAGAUUCAUGCAACUCAUGUGCGUGGUUGUGACUAUUGGCACAGUCAUUCAGACUGCCUCAGUCAAUAUUGGGAUGUUUCUCACCGGGCGCGUACUAGCCGGGUUUGCCGUUGGCGGACUCGUUGCUACCGUCCCAAUUUACCUGAGUGAGAUAUCUGAUCCUCGCUUCCGUGGCUUGAUCGGUGGUAUCUCUGGCUGCGGCAUUUCCUUUGGAACCAUGGCUUCUAACUGGGUCGGAUUCGCCUGCGGUUACGCACCCUAUGGUCCUGUGCAAUGGCGACUGCCUUUGGGUAUCCAGAUCCCAUGGGGUAUUGUCAUGUUUAUCGGGUUGGCGACCUUCAUGCCCAACUCACCACGUCAGUUGAUUCGAAGUGGAAAGGCUGAUAUGGCCCGCAGCGAGUUUUCUCGGAUUCGACGCGGAGGUCAGGUACAUGAAGUGGAGGAGGAGUUUGCACUCAUGCAGGCGCAGAUCGAAUAUGAGAUGGAGCGAGAGAUUACUUCGUAUAAGGAGAUUUUCAAGUUAUUCCGUUCUCGUGUGAUGGUUUCUAUUGCUGUGCAGACGAUGACGAGUUUGACAGGUGUCAAUGUGAUCCAGUACUACCAAACUAUCUUAUAUAAGUCGCUCGGCAUUGGGUCACACACAAUCCUAGCUCUUGCCGCGGUUUAUGGAACCAUUGCCUUCUUAUCUAAUGCUAUCACAACCAAGUAUAUGACGGACCAGUGGGGACGCCGGAAGAUGUUGAUCACUGGCCUGGCAGGUAUCAUUCUAAUCGAGAUCUAUGCGGCCGUGAUGCAAAUGAAGUUCCAAAAUACAGACAACAAGAUCGGCAAAGGAUUUGCAAUUCUGGGAAUUUAUCUCUUUGUCGUUUGCUAUUACGGAUUCCUUAAUAGUACGACAUGGUUGUAUGGGGCUGAGGUCCUCCCCAUUGCUCUGCGCAGUAAGGUGAUGGGUCUCGCGGCUGCAUCUCACUUCAUUGUCAAUGUCGCCAUCACUGAGGCAGGUCCAAGUGCAUUUGCCAACAUCCAACAGAAUUACUAUUAUGUUUUUGUGGCAUGCACUUUUUUCUUCCUUGUUAUAGCUUACUUUUAUUUCCCUGAGACCAAACAAAAAACCCUCGAGGAGGUGGCCGCCGCUUUCGGAGACAAUGUGGUCAUAGCAGAUGAAGGUCCUAAGCGAACUUCGGUGGUUGGCCGAGCGGACCAUAUCGAGUCCGCACCUGAAGACCAGGCGUGA